Acipenser ruthenus (sterlet) is the source of this 4641-nucleotide messenger RNA. RefSeq names its product histone deacetylase 7-like. Gene Ontology annotation, molecular function: histone deacetylase activity. The coding region runs from base 942 to 3911 and encodes 989 amino acids. Gene Ontology annotation, cellular component: histone deacetylase complex. The transcript is spliced from 28 exons. Gene Ontology annotation, biological process: negative regulation of transcription by RNA polymerase II; chromatin organization. NCBI's taxonomy places the organism in Eukaryota, Metazoa, Chordata, Actinopteri, Acipenseriformes, Acipenseridae. The record is from RefSeq and is a predicted model, not a curated record.
CUCUCUCUCUCUCUCUCUCUCUCUCUCUCUAUUAUUGAGGUUCUGGGUGGAUUGCGUUACUUGGAUGUUUGAGAAAGGAGUUAGUUUAGAUUAGACAGCAGAGAAGCCGUGGAGAAACUGCGCACAGUUGAACCAUACAAGCUAAACAAAACAACCACAUAAAGAAGUGUGGCAUUAGGAAACACAAAACUAACUUUUGCAUAUUUAAAAUUUUGUGUCGUUCUUAAAGGAAUACAAAAGCUGCUUGGCGUAGUUUUUUCUGCAAACGAAGAGCACUAUUGACUGUAUUUUCCUGCUCGCUUGUAGGCAUGAACAAUAAAAGCUUCUAACAGGAGAACUCGCGCAGGAUAAACAUUUUUCUUUCGUGCAACUUUCGCCUCGCUGUGAUGCAACAGUCUGUCGCGGACGAUAAACAAAAAUCGCUUCCUUCCUGCAGCUCCUCUAUUUAGAUUUGCAGGUUAAAUCGCGGUGAUCUGUUUACUAUAAACCGAUAGAAAAAAAGACAAUCUGCAACAGCAAAAGUAACCGGGCAGCCUUUUUAGUCGCGUUAAGGGAUCUGGGGUUGUUUUAUUCCGAGCUCUGUGCAAAGUUAAAUGGAUUUCGCUUUGAGUUUCAAGUGUGAAAAAGGAGCAUUUUUUUAACCUGCCUCUCAUACUGGAGUGUAAAUACCAAUAUCCAGAAACGACCGUUUGAGUAGCCGGCUGCAUUGCUAUAGGGAACAUUGCUGUGUCGACACAGAUGGAAUUACGGCAAGCGGACGGACUCUAGGCGCAGAUCCAGACGAGCACGCCUCCACGGCGACGACAGAAAUGGAUGAUUUGAGGGCUCCCUGUCAAACCUGCUGGAUUGCGGCUCACCAGGAGCAGAGUCGCUAGGCCCCCCGGGACGCGGUCCAUGGAAGCACAUGGGAGCUGUGUAGAAGCGUGGAGCGAUAACCUGGCAUGUUGAGAAUGUGGAACGUUUCGGAUACGAGCCCCCCUGCUUCCCUGGCAGUCCCUCAGGCCGCCCCCAUGGACCUGCGAGUGGGUCAGCGGCUGGUCAAGCCCGACUCGGACACAGCCAUGCUGACCCCCGUCCCUCACCACCACCACCACCACCACCCUCUCCUCAUCGGAACCUACCCCGGCCCACCACCCUGCACACAGAUCUCCCAGCAGCAGCUGCAUCAGCACAUCAGGUUUAACAUGGAGCAGCGACGCCGGGAACAGGAGCAGGAGCAGCAAAAGGAACUGCAGCAGCUGUGGCACAAGGAGAAGAACAAACAGAGUGCCGUGGCCAGUUCUGUGGUCAAACAGAAGCUGCAGGAAGUGAUCCGCAAGAAGCAGCAGGCCGCCCUGGAGCGUACCAACUCCAACCCGCUGAGCGGCACCCCCGUGGCGUACAGGGCUCUGGCUCCAGACCCUGAGGUCCCCCCUCCCUCGUUGAUGGUGCCCCCCCCUGCCCACCAGAGCACCGAGCCUCCAGAGGACCUCCCUCUGCGACGAACAGCGUCGGAGCCCAAUCUGAAGGUGAAAAACAAACUGAAGAAGCACCUGGGAGCGAGGAAGAGCCCCCUGACCCGCAAGGAGAGCGCCCCAGCGACUCUGAAACAGAGAGCCCCCGACACCAUGGAUUCUUCCCCCAGCAGCAGCAGCACUCCAGUAUCGGGAUGUAGCUCCCCCAACGACAGCAUUCCCACAGAGAACGGAACCCUGCCCCUCAGCACGGGGGUCCCACACGAGCGUAUCUUGUUCCAGGAUGGCAGCCUGGCUCAGUUUGCCCUGGCAAACCCCUCCGCCCUGCCCACCAUCACCUUGGGACUGCCAGCCAACACCAAGGGCGACUCUGACCCCUCGGGUCUGGGCUCUCUGAAGCCGGGCCGGUUCUCUGUCCUGAGCGGGCCGGUCCUGGCCGGGGCUGCCCCGCAUGUGUACCUCCCCGUGGGGCUGGACGAGAACGGGGCUCCCAUGGUCAUCCUGGAGCCCAGCGGCCUGGUGCACACGCCCCUGCUGUCAGUUCCAGGGCUGGGGGCGGUCCCGCUGCAGUAUGCCCCCCCGAUGGGGCCCCACAAGCCGCUGAGCCGCACGCGCUCAGAGCCGCUACCCCAGACCCCCCGAUCUCUACAGCAGCACCUCCUGCAACAGGGCCAGCACAGCCAGCUCCUGGAGAGGCUGAAGCAGCAGACACACCUCGGAAAGCUCAUGUCCAAGUCCAGCGAGAAGCCUCGUCUGCGGCAGAUCCCCUCGGAGGACAUGGACUCGGAGGAGUGCUGGCCGGGCGACGCCCCCACGAGAGCGAGGGCGGAGUCACUGCGGGAGGCGGAGUCAGGAGGGGGCGAGGCCAGAGAGGAGAGGGGCGAGAGGGAUCCGCAGCAGAUCUACCUACAGCAGCAGGAGGAGCUCAUCCUUCACCAGCAGUCCUAUCUCUGGGAGCAGCAGAAGCAGCUGCAGGCUCUGCGCAGACACACGGCUCAGAUGGAGACACUGGCUGUUCCCAUGGUGCUCAGCCCUCACCGCCCGCUGUCCCGCGCCCAGUCCUCGCCCGCUGCUGCCGCCGCCGUGUCACUUCCGGACAAGAGCAUCGCGCUUCCUGCACAGGACACGCCCACCAAGCCUCGCUUCACUACAGGCCUCGUGUACGACUCUCAGAUGCUGAAGCACCAGUGCACAUGCGGAGACAACAGCACGCACCCAGAGCAUGCUGGGAGAAUCCAGAGCAUCUGGUCACGUCUGCAGGAGAGGGGGCUGAGGACCCGGUGCGAGAGUAUCCGGGGCAGGAAGGCCACGCUGGAGGAGCUGCAGUCCGUGCACUCUGAGCGCCACGUCCUCCUGUACGGCACCAACCCGCUCAACCGCCUCAAACUGGACAACCGCAAGCUGGCCGGAAUCUUGUCUCAGCGGAUGUUUGUGAUGUUGCCAUGUGGAGGGGUUGGGGUUGACAACGACACGAUCUGGAACGAGAUGCACACGUCAGCAGCUGCACGCUUAGCAGCGGGGAGUGUGACCGAACUGGCCUUCAGAGUGGCCAAGGGGGAGCUCAAGAACGGUUUUGCGAUCGUGAGACCCCCCGGCCACCACGCUGACUCUUCAAAUGCAAUGGGGUUCUGCUUCUUCAAUUCGGUUGCCAUCGCAGCCAGGCAGCUCCAGCAGAGACUGAAUGCCAGCAAGAUUCUCAUUGUGGACUGGGAUGUUCACCAUGGCAACGGAACCCAGGAAGUGUUCUACAGCGACCCCAGCGUUCUGUACAUCUCCCUCCAUCGCUACGACGACGGGAACUUCUUCCCAGGCAGCGGGGGUCCGAGCGAGGUUGGGACGGGGCCCGGGACAGGUUUCAAUGUGAAUGUUGCAUGGACUGGCGGAUUUGACCCCCCCAUGGGAGAUGCAGAAUACCUGGCUGCGUUCAGGACCGUGGUGAUGCCCAUUGCCCAGGAGUUCUCCCCCGACGUGGUGCUAGUCUCCUCGGGGUUUGACGCUGCAGACGGACACCCCCCUCCACUCGGGGGGUAUAAGGUGUCGGCCAAAUGUUUCGGGUUCCUGACCCGGCAGCUCAUGGGGCUGGCGGGGGGGCGGCUGGUCCUGGCGCUGGAGGGGGGGCACGACCUGACUGCGAUCUGCGACGCGUCGGAGGCCUGCGUGAGCGCGCUGCUCGGGAACGAGAUGGAGCCGCUCUCCGAGGACGUGCUCCGGAGGAGACCCAGCGCCAACGGGACACGAUCCCUGGAGACAGUGCUGCAAGUUCAGAGUAAAUACUGGAAGUCUGUCCAGCGCUUCGGCCCCACGGCGGGAUACUCGGUCCUGGAGGCUCAGAAACACGACCAGGAGGAGACGGACACGGUCACUGCGCUCGCCUCCCUGUCCGUGGGGGUCACUCCUGGGGUCACCACAGACAAGAGGCUUCAAGAUGAACCCAUGGAUGAGCAGGACUCCCUCUAGAGCACAGCGACCUGUGACCUACGAAUCCCCCCACCCCACCCCACUCCCCGGUGCUGGGAUCCUCUCCACUAAACAGGACAGCGAACACGGCCUGCACGCCCACAGUGCCUCCACUGCUCCCCUUCCUUCCACCGGAGUGAUGACCUCGCCCCUCCGGGAACCUGCCUCGCCUUUCCAGGACCAAAGAAAACAUUCCUGCUUUUUAUAAGAAAAAAGAAAAAACAGGAAAGCCUUGGAUCAGGAGAUCACCUCGAAUCUCUGGUGGCAUCACAAACCUCAAUUACUUUUCUUAAAGAAACAGGGUGUACAAUGAUGUCAAAGAACCUUUUUUUAAAUGAAAGCACAUUCCUCUACCUGAUAAACAGAGAUGCUGAAGCAGCGAGACUUCUCGUUUUCUUACCUUUUAUCGUCUUAGCGAAGCGGACGUCUGUGCGGACAAUCCUCCAGAUUCCAGCCAGUCUUCAAUGAACCUCGAUCCCCUCCUGCCUUGUUAUUGAUCACCCCCCCGGCCACGGACUGGACGGCAUUCGUUUUGCCUUGUAUAGCGCCACAUAGCGGUCAUAAAUGGAUCUAACACUUUUAGUGAAGUUUGCUACGAUAUAGGUGGGUAGAAAAUUGGUUUAGUUUUUGACCAACCUUUUUGAUCACUUUUUUUUUUUUUUUUACUGUGGAUUUUUGUUUUAUUAUUAAAACCACUAAAAACAAAAACGAACACAAGAAGAAAAUAAAA